AAGAAGGAACUGUAAUACUAGCACCUUAUUUUCUUGCAGACUAAAAUUGAGACCCAAACUUGCUCUCUCCUUGGUGCUGUGUCUGCUUCCACCAGAGCGCGGACCUUUUGCUUCCUUGCUGCAACAGAGUGCAAGGAUCAGCGAGAGCAACUGCAGCAAUUCUAGGAGGUUUUGCAAGACUUUACACACAUAUUUGCUGCAGCAAGAACCAUUUGCUCACCUGUCUGCAAACAUAACAACUGAAGCCUCAAAACUCUUCCUCGACCAAGGCUACCACUGCUCUAUGGAAAGACGGCUGGCGGGGAAGCACAGCCAAAUGAUUCCAAGCAAAGGGCUAGUGUAAGUCAAAAUGAGGGACUUGAAGAUCUUCAUUCUCCCUGUAUGGUUUUCAAUGGUUGAAGUUUAAUGCUUUGAAGAAGCAGCCUAAAUAAUUUUGCUUUUGCCAGCAGACUUUUUUUAAAGAAUCUUUUAAGAGGACCUGAUUUCAUGUGAACUGCCAAAUCUAGGGAAACCGACCUUACACUGCACUACUAGGGGUAUGUAGAUGGAAGAGACUGAUUUUGGAUGGCUAAGAUUUUGAUGGGGACAUGACUAAAUUUUUAUUUUUACAAAUACCUUUUUCUUCUCUACAGAGAAGGCAGACUAGUAAUCAAGCCCUUCCACUCUGGAACUGUUAAUUUUUCUCCUUAAGAGUAUGUAUUAUUUUUUUGGGGAGAAAGUUUAUGGGGACUGAAAUGAGACAGUGAAGGACUCUACACUUGAUAUAUAGCCAAUUACAGUAAGGGCAGAUCCUCACUCUCAAGUCUGCCUGAACUGGGGAAAUCCAUUCUUUAUUUUAUUUUUUUUUAAAAAAGACUCUCCUUCAAUGUGUCUGGAACUUUUGGGGAUUGGAGUCGGCAUGAAUUUUGGACUGCUUUUCGUGUCUCUCUGUUACCUGCCACUCAUCAGCAGUGAGGGAGACCCCAUUCCUGAAGAAAUAUAUGAAUUGCUGCGUGACAGCUCGGUGCGCUCCAUCAGAGACCUCCAGCAGGUCCUGCAGAUAGAAUCCGUAGAUGAAGAUACCUCUAGUUCAUACAUGAAUUUUUCCCAAAUGCAUGGUGGUGAAAAUCUUGUUCCUUUGUCCCGUGGAAGACGAAGUUUAGCCGGAGCAGAACCUAUUGAGCCAGCAGUAAUUGCUGAGUGCAAGACACGAUCUGAAGUCUUUGAAAUCUCCCGGAGCAUGGUGGAUUCAACAAAUGCCAAUUUUCUUGUGUGGCCACCCUGUGUAGAAGUGCAACGGUGCACAGGCUGUUGCAAUACCCGAGCGAUGCAAUGUCGUCCCACACAAGUUCGGGUGCGACAUAUCCAGGUAAAUAAGAUUGAAGUUGCUGAAAAGAAGCCAGUCUUUAAUAAAGCAAUUGUAGCCUUAGAAGACCACCUGGCAUGUCGAUGUGACCCAGUGUCACCCAGACUUCCCAGUCGGGAAAAUUCACGUGAGCACAGAGGUGAGUCCCCAGUAAGUGCUGUAACUUCUCUUCCAGCAAGGGCAAGAGCACACAGGUUGCUGCCACAAAAGAGGAAGCAUCGGAAGUUCAAACAUGUACAUGAUAAAAAAGCACUGAAAGAAAUUUUCCCAGCAUAAAAAUGCUGGCAGGCAGAAGUACAAAUGUCAGGUUUAUUUAAUAUAUUUUCUGUAUAGCCCCCAUGGGGUUAUCAAAAGUUUCUCUCCGUCCAUCUGCCUCAAUGCCCCUUUGGACGGCCAACGGUGCUUCCCAAUUCCUCAUUCGCUGAAUGUUUUCUCACCAAAGUUUGCCAUUUAAGUUCAUAAUGGCAUUACAUCCACCUCUUGAAGAAGAGAAAAGGAGAGAGGAAAUAAAGAGCGAAACGACAGCAAUGGGGAUGGACAACAUGCUUUUUGCUGCAACAAACACUAUCGAAAUGUUGCAAGACUUGUGGCUCAAAUGCAUUUUGGAAGUGGUGGGUUUGUGAAAAACAGGAAUAUAACAAGGUUAUUUUUUCCUUUUUUUUUUCUUGCCCCAUCUUGGACUUAACUGGACUCAGGUUGUUUACUGUGGCAGUGGGCAUGUCAAAAGAGUCAGUAUGGCAAACGGUGACAGCAGAUGCACUAAGGACUUUUACUGUCAUGUUUCCACUGAUAUGUUUAAUGUCUUCAUGUAUAUUUCAUUUUUCAUACCAUGCCUUGGGGAACUGAAGCAAUCAAUACUAAAUACCCAUUCCUGACCCUUUCUGGAAAAUAGGCAGGGAGCAGUUAUGUUGGGAGUCCACCUUACCCAUCCCCAUUCAAAGCUUCCUCAUGGGUCAAAGAGGUAAUUUCUGAAAGUGAUGUUAAGAAAGACUUAGCUCCUCCUGUUAAUUGAGAGUUUAGAGAUGUUUCUGUUAAUAAAUUUGCAUGGGGAAUUUGCAACUCAUGGACAAUUUGGGGCAUCUAGCACCCCUGUUGGGCUAUUUUUGCGGCCACUGCCUCCGUAGUUGCUAGAAUAAAGCAUUGCUUUUUAGUAAGCAGGGCCACAGCAAUGUUUCAGCAUGUUGUUUUAAGAUUAGGCAGUAUACAGGCAAUCAGCAUCAGCAUCUCUAUAAAUGAUCUUAAAUGCCAGUGGAGGUCAAGAGGUCUCUGCUUAAGACCACAAAAGCUCUUCCUACUCCAGGUAAAUAGCAGCUGUUUCAACCAAUCAUUGUUAGGAUACAAGUAUAUAGCAUCAGCCUUCACUUGUAUGUCAUUUUUUUCUCUAGCAUAGUCAUUUAUGCCCAGAUGCAGUCUUAUACAGGGGCAUAGAUGGGGUUGUAAGGGAUCAGAAGUUAAAAAAAAGAAAAGAUGGCAGUUGCCCUUGCCAUCUUGACCCCACCCCAAUCCUGGACACCACAAGUCUUACAGCACUAAUCUCAGGUUAAUAUCUUCCAAUCUUAUGAAAACCAAGCUGUGUAAAAUCUCAGAAAAGCCAUACAAUGCUGCACAAUGUAUUGAAUAUGUAUAAAGGUUAAGUGGUGCUGAAUAUCAUUACACAAAGUGCUGCUGGCUUCAUCCCAGUCCAAUUAGUAACAUCUGAUGGAGAUGGCAGACUUCUCUCUCUUUGGGUCUCCAGCUUGGGAUUUGUUCUCUUUGAAAAGACGAUAAAUAAGUUGUUCCCUGUCAGUAAAUGCAAAAUUCACUGAGUCUUCUGUCGAGACAGUAGCCUGCCUUCCAGGAAUCAGUGGUUAAAAACUUGUUGGUAUUCACUUUAUCAGAAAGAAAGAAAGAAAAAGAAAGAAAGAAAGAAAGAAAGAAAGAAAGAAAAGAAAGAAAGAAAGAUGUUUAAUUGUCUAUGGACCUUUACUGAGAGAAUACUGAACAAAAAAAAGAAAGAGAUAUGUGAGUGUGUAAUAUCCCCUUUUCGAAUUACAUUUUAGCCCUGAUCAUUUACUGUGUUGUUAUAAAAGAGGAAAGACAAAAAGAAAAUUGUUGAGGUCAUAGUUGGGUAGAGUUUGAACAAGGUUUGGGCAUUUAAGGUCCAACUCUAUAAUUUCUAUACUAUUGGCCACCUCAUGAUGGAAAAACGUGCUUACAUUUUAACUGAAAGCAUUCUAGUUUUAUCCUCAGUGACUGAACAUGUGACAGAAUCCAGCAGUAAUACAAAUAUCUUUGUUAAGAGAAUCUUGUCUAAAUAGCUGAAACUGUGAAAAGCUCUUGGUAAGGAGGCAUCAAGACAAGAAAUAAGGCUUUUUGCAAUCUUUAAAACAUGUUAAAUGAGCUAUGCAAACCAUGGUUGGUUAGAAUUAACAGUCUUGUGCUGCAAAAUUCCAGCUGAUCAUUAAAUGGUAGAACAGAGUUCUGUCAUUUGUCUUUACUGCUAUCUAACCCAGAUUUUUGCAGCUCAGGUGGUAAUUCUACAUUUUUUGGGUGAGCCACAUUUGGGCUUGUUCCUAGCUCUGAGCUAUUAGUCAUGGUUUAUAGAUUACAGUGGCUGUGCAACAUGUUAAAGCCAAAUGCAACCACCCACCUAAUAAUGUUGUAUGAUGUGCACAUUGAAAAACAGUCUAUUUUACUCCAGUUGAGACAAAAGGCAAGAUGCUAAAAUUGGGCAAACUAAGUAAUAGUUACUACAGAGAUGUGGAAUAACUAGGGCUCUAACAGGAGAAAACUGUUUUCUGUCAUGUUCCCAUGCCUAAUGAAGGAUUCUUAAAAUGCACCUUUUCCUCUCUUGUUCCAUUUUCAGUCCAUCUCCCUAUGGAAGCAGAAUAGAAAAUUUAGUUGGAAUACUUACUUUACCUCCAAUUUCAGAUUUUGUUGUCCAAAGAGAAUGGGGCUUAAUAAUCUCCUCCUUGACUUUCAUUUGACUGAUGCUAUUGAUAUUUGGGUGCCCUAGAUAAUUUUUUAUGACACAUCUUGCUUCAGCCCAGUUUUUUUCAUAUGAAAACAUCCAUGGUUCUCUAACACCUAAUAAGACUGAGAUUUGAGGUCAUUAAUAAAUAAACUACUUGUAUUUAGCCAGAUUGUACUGGUUAAGGGGAAAAAAGCAUUAAUACUAUAGCUGUGGUCUCUUAAUAUAAUUCCAUGGCACCAAGAUAUAUGAAAAAUCUGCUCAAAACAGUUUGGAAAUAUGCAUUUCCUGUCUACUCACUUUAUACUCAAUGGUUUAUUUCUGACAUUAAAAUACUUGCUAUUCAGUCCUAUUUCAUUUUGUUUUCAAAGGCCAUUUGUUUUUGGGUUUUUUGCAUACUUUUAUUUGUAAGGUGGGAGAGGUCUUUCAUCAUCCCUCAUUUUAUGUACAAUUAAUUUAUACUCUGUAUCGUAUUUAAAAUUGUUUUUAAAAAAUCUUAAAACCCAAA
This is a messenger RNA of Pantherophis guttatus, 4803 nucleotides long. It is a transcript of the gene PDGFB, whose product is annotated as platelet derived growth factor subunit B. Gene Ontology annotation, molecular function: growth factor activity; platelet-derived growth factor receptor binding. Gene Ontology annotation, cellular component: membrane. NCBI's taxonomy places the organism in Eukaryota, Metazoa, Chordata, Lepidosauria, Squamata, Colubridae. The record is from RefSeq and is a predicted model, not a curated record. Gene Ontology annotation, biological process: positive regulation of protein autophosphorylation; positive regulation of cell migration; positive regulation of ERK1 and ERK2 cascade.